Messenger RNA from Varroa destructor (honeybee mite), 4784 nucleotides. RefSeq lists its product as uncharacterized. NCBI's taxonomy places the organism in Eukaryota, Metazoa, Arthropoda, Arachnida, Mesostigmata, Varroidae. Gene Ontology annotation, cellular component: cytoplasm. The record is from RefSeq and is a predicted model, not a curated record.
CAAACUUCAACGUUUCUAAAUUAUGUUUUUCGUAUUUAUUAUAGACAAUAAAUGAGUUUCACACUCGUCGCGGGCUUCUUUCAUUCGACUGUUGUUUUUAUCGCUUAAGAUCGAAGCAGUAGUUGGCACCGCGUUUAAACGAUAAUGAUAUUUCGUAUUAAUUUCAUAGUCUCAGUUUAGAUGUCCUCCGAAAAAUACAAGAGACGCGACAAAAGUGAAAUAAAAGAUGUUUUGUAUUAGCUGUGAGGUCCUGUCUGCCUGCCUGCCCUGGCCCAACCAUUAGUAGCCCUUCCGACCAAUCGAGCCGCUCCAUUAUUCGGCGGACGAACAAGAAAAGUAAGGCGAGGACGAUCGUAUUCUGCUGCCCAUAACUGUUGAGCAGAUACAGCCAUCCGCCCGCUGCUGGCAUUACUGCCGCUCUUACUAUCACUGCGAGUGUUUAUAUUGUCCAUCGGCUGUCUGCAUGUCUGUUUAUGUUUUUGUCGUCGUCUGCUUCUGACGAUAGGUGUUACUCAGAACUGUCACUACUAUUCCCUUCCGCUACAAAAGCAUUGGCUCCACAAUUUUUUUCCUGUCUCGACUGUUGAGUUUCGUUGUGCUGUAGCGUGCCGUUGUUGUUGCCAGCAGCAGCCGCCGCCGCCGCCGGCGCCGCCGUCGUCGUCGUUGUCGUUGUCAUCAUCAUCGUCGUCGUCGUCAUCGUCGUCGUAGUAGUGCCGUUUGUGUGUUUUCACAGCAACUGUUCCGCGAUCGGUUGUGGGUCGAUCGGUCGGUUGAUCGUUCGCUCGCCUGCUGCUCGGCUCUGCGGUCUGCCAGCCAGCGAACCCGCCCGUCAAGCGUAUGCUAUUGUGCUUGCCUACUUUUGGCAGCAGCAGCAGCACAACAACAACAGCAGCAGCUGCAACUAGCGAGUGCCAGUCUGCCUUCUGCCUUCUUUCACACACGUUGUGUUACGACUGGGUUGGUGCUGCUGCGGAUAUCAGUGCUACAUAGUUGGUUAUAGUAGUUGGGCUAAGAGCUGGUGGAAUAGUUGUACAGUUGUUACGACGGACGAAUAGCACAGAGCUAUCUAAUACCUAAUAAUCGUUCGAUUGUUAAGUCGUUCGAGCGUGAAUCCAUCUUUUCCUAAUCUUUCGAUCAGCGAUUGCCUCGCCCAAUCUCGAAUACCUCCUACGGGUUUCUACGACUUCGGUUGAUACGCGCGCGACAGCUACAGCGGCCGCCGCCGCCGCAACAGCAGCAGUCUUCGUUCGGGUUCGCUCACUCGUAUCGUGCAAGCAUGGCGGACCUCCAAAGCUUUUUUGCCAAGAAGGAUAAAAAAAAGAAGUCGAAGAAGCCCGAAACGUUUACGCCCGAUGACCUCAUGAAGAAAAUCGAACAGGACACCCAAGGAUUGGCAGAUCCUGGCUAUGACAGCAACGGCGAUACAAAGAAUACUCCAAAAAGUAUCGCGCUCAGUCUUCCCAACUCUGGAAAGGAGGAUGAGGAAUGGAACGAGUUCGAAACAGACAAGGAGGUCGACCUAUCCACUCUAAAAAUCCAAAAUCUCGGAGAAAAAGAAAAAGAGCGUCAAGACGAGAAUGACCAGGAAUCCCUAAAAAAGGCUGUUGAAGAAUCGAAAUCUACAAUGAAAUGGAAUAUUCCGCAGGAGGAAUCGUCCGACGAAGAGGACAACCAGCAAGAUGGCAAAAAAUCUGACGAGAAAGAGGGAACUAAGAAAGAAGCUAAUGGAACCUCUGGAUAUAAGGACACAGAACAGCAAACCGCUAAUAAUGCCAACGACAGUAAAAGUAACGUGGCUAGUAGCGAAGGCAAAUACAUUCCGCCCGCAAUGCGCGCUAUAUUUGAGCGAACCUCCGGUCCUCCUUCCACAGCUAGCGGUGGACCCAAUCUUGCACCACUUACAAUAAAACGGGGAGGCAACCAAAACCGAAAUCUUGAUGUGAACUCUAUCGACCAGUUUCCUUCACUCGGAGCCACCGUGCAAUCUGCUGGUGCGUGGGGUUCGGGAGCUGGCGCCCAGCAAGAUGGCGCGGGAGCGUUUACCUCGGUACGGAAAGGAGCUCGUGGAACUACCGAAGGGCAGGAUCAAAAUGCGCUCAGCACGUCAAAUAAAUACGCGAUGCUCAAGAACCAAAAUCGCACUUAAACAACCACCAUAUUACGUUGGUCGAUGUGGGUAACAAUAACAACAAGCACUAUUACAUAUGUUCUUCUAGCAACACUGCGCAUCAGACAGACAGCUAGGCCAGUCAAACCACAAGCGGACGAAAGGACUUUCCAUGACCCAGAAUCCUUUGCCAUCCAUAAGACGGCAGAAGACAGGUAACCCGCCACCGUAUGGUCAUCACCGCAAGCCAUUGCAUUUGUCAUUGAGCACACGAUUGGAGGGCGCUUCCCCUUUAUAUGGAGAUAAUGUUUUUGAAUUAGGAAGAGUAGAAGUCCCGAAAUAGGAAAGAUGUCAAGUGCGGACACUCAAAUGGAUUUACAACUGCUGUCAUUUUCCAAAAAGAAUGUCUUGAGAAAGGAGAUAAAAAAACAAUUGCAGAGUAUAGUUGCCUCCAUCUAUACGGAUGGCGGCGCAAAGUACCGAAACUGUUCUCGUUUUGAUUUGAUUAGUUUAGUGCUGAUAAAUUUCUGGAGCUACAGCAGUGGUUCCUAUGCCUUUGAGUUUAUUUUUUGCGCUUUUGUGUAAUAUUUUUGGCGGACAGCGGUAAGUAAAAAGGGUCAUGCUUAGAGACAGAGCAAAGGGUCAAUGAGUUUGUGAUUUCAGCAACACACAGAUGUAUGCAACAGAAGAUUCUACGGUUUAAAGGGGAAAAAUAAGAAAACUAAUUGGGUUUGAUCAGGUCAUGUACAAUAUACAGAAAAUAGAUCACAACAGUUAAUGACCAUAAAGCCUUGAGGUAGUAGAAAAUUUAAUUAUCAAGUUAGAACGGGGUUAAAUAGUUAUUAACGUUUUUUUUUAUACUAUUAGAAGUUCCCGAACAUUACUUGUACACAGCCACGCUAAAAGUGGUUGGGAAAAGGACAAAAGGUAGAAUAGUUAAAAAAUUAAGACGAUACUGUAAUAGUACUGGCUGAAAGAACGUGGCGCAUUGUUUACGAUAAUGCGCAGCCUCACUGUGAGUUGUUGCUUGAUAGAAAAACGGUUAUAGAUGAGAAUAUAAUUAAUAUUGUUGUUAAGCAUAAUUAUAAGAGAAGUAUAGCUACCGGGACGCGCAUAGCAAUGGGGUCAGAUUAAAGAGCCACUGGACGACGGGGCAAUUAAUAAGUUUUUGAUAGAAAUUAGAAAACAGAAGAAAUAAACUGAAGUGGAAAAGAGUGCACACAUUUAGAACAUAAUAAGUAUCAUAAUAAUUAUUACAAAAAUUAUAUAUAUAUAUAUUGAUUAUAGGGACAAAUUACUAUGAAAAUAGAUAUUGCGUGGAACAACAGAGGAGGGUAUAUAUAGGGAUAUGAAUAUAUAAUUAUUAUUUGUAAAUUAUAUAUGUACGUCAGCCGCAGCUGGUCCGUGCAAACACAGAAAAAGAGGCAUGCGCCAACAAGCAGAAAAAAAAAGGCUACAGACAUAAAAACAAAAAGAAAAAGAGAAAUAGGAAGUGGACGAACUAGAUAGGUACCGAACAAACGCAAACAGGGCGUGCGUCGUCGAAUGUGAUCGAGCAGCCCCAAUUGGGACAUGCCAUGUGGAGGGUAAACUAAGCAAGAACGUUAUGAUGAACAAGUCAGUUUAGGUUUAUUAUUUAUGUUAAUCAAAUAUCAUAAAAACUCAAGUAAGAAAGUAAGCGAUUAAAUAGAUAAAAAAGCAGCUAGUUGGGAGUAAAAGCAAUUUUAUAAAAAGUUGAAGAUGAUGAAAAUUUGUAAGGUAAAUGGGAGGGCAAAAAUAGGCUUAAACUCAUUAGUAUCUACAACGCUUACGACCAAAAGAAAAAAAAAGACCAAUGAAAGUAAGGUAAAUAUUCGUGUUUGACUACGAAAUAGGAUUCACUCGAAUUUUAAAAGCUUCACGUAUUUGCAGGUAAAAUCUUUAAUUUGGAAGGACAACGUGCAAUUCAGACUAAAUUAAGUUAAUUAUCAGAUUAGCACAAUUGAAUCAAUCGACAAACAUGAAGUGCUUAUAUAAACUAGUUAUGGCGAAAUGAGGUAAAUGAUUAAAACUUAAAGCCUAAACCACCCUAUUCUCGUCUACCCCUUAAACGUGAAAUAUUAUACAAGGAAUAGAGGUUUUGUACUCCGCAGGUGGAGCAAAAAGGACACGAUAGAAAAACGAACAUCAUAAGUAUUGAUAUUAUAAACGAAUGUUCGUAAUGAAGAACGUUCGUUAGAAAAAAAACUGCCACACCACCAAUAAUGUUGGACGCUCGAUGGUUAUGAUGCCGUUUUUGUUUAUUGCGUAGAAAGGAAAACAGAGAAGGAGCGUUAUAUAAAACAUUUUGAAAAAAAAACAGUUGUGUUGGACUGCGGCAGUAUGUGUUUUGGUGUGUAGGAGCAUCAUCCGGGUUAGCAACUGCCGGUAAAACGUGCACUGAAUGAGCCAACUAAGCUUCUAAGCUGGUGUUCUUGGUGAACAAUUAUAAAUAGGUGGGCCGUGUGUGGCACUGCGAUGCAAUGCCCAAGUAUGAUGACUCUUUGCCGUCGUACACAGAUUUGGAAAUGUGUCCGCAUCCGCAGGGGUGCAUAUGUCUGUUCUGUAAAAUAAGCAACACAAUACUAUUGGGAAAUACAAUAUUGACAAUAAAUAAUCUGAAGACGCCUAAUAAAAUCAUUCUCGUCGUUUAUUUACA